Messenger RNA from Alligator sinensis (Chinese alligator), 5291 nucleotides. RefSeq names its product poly(A) binding protein cytoplasmic 1 like (gene PABPC1L). Gene Ontology annotation, cellular component: nucleus; ribonucleoprotein complex; cytosol. The transcript has 16 exons. The record is from RefSeq and is a predicted model, not a curated record. Bases 576 to 2480 code for a protein of 634 amino acids. Lineage: Eukaryota; Metazoa; Chordata; Crocodylia; Alligatoridae. Gene Ontology annotation, molecular function: poly(U) RNA binding; mRNA 3'-UTR binding; poly(A) binding.
UGCGGGGGACCGGUGCGGUUUGAGGGCACGCGGGCGGCUCGAGGCGGCUCUGCCGAGCCUGGCGGUGGGUGUGCAUCGCAGGGGGCCUAGGGAGGUUCGCUCAAAUCCUAAGACCUUUUGAAAGCAACCGUCAAUAAGGCUUGAAAAUACUAAAGCAAGUAGAUUGGGAGGCAUUCACGGACUGAAAGGGGGAAGUAGAUUCUUUGCAGAUGGGCAACAGCUGUGAAAAGCUGCCGCAGCCUCCCUAGAAAAAGGGAGGUGCUGAAGGAAAUGGGGCCGUAUAUCAAAGUGCAGGAAGCCUGAGCAUGCCUGCAGGUGGUAGAAAUGCCUGACCUCAAAAUGCGGGCUGUCUAAUUGUAUAUAGUCUUAGCUACCCAUGCUAGGAAGCAAUGCGACUGCAAUGCAAGCCUUCUGCAGGAGUGUCGGAGUGACUAAUGGGAGAACCAGAUGUUGAGAGUACAGUGUAUGCAAGCCGGCUGUGGAAGCCCCAGUCCUGCGACAGAUGUGGAACGACCUGUGGAGAUGACCAACUUAUCCUAGAUCCCUGGAAGGAGGGUUAAGCUUUGUGGUUGACCAUGAAUGCUAGUGGCCCUGGAUAUCCAUUAGCCUCUCUUUAUGUGGGAGAUCUACACCCAGAUGUGACAGAAGCCAUGUUAUAUGAGAAGUUCUCGCCUGCUGGGCCGAUAAUGUCCAUCAGAGUUUGUCGGGAUGUUGCCACACGCCGAUCACUGGGCUAUGCCUACAUAAAUUUUCAGCAGCCUGCAGAUGCUGAGCGAGCCUUGGACACCAUGAAUUUUGAAGUCAUCAAAGGUCGCCCGAUUCGAAUCAUGUGGUCCCAGCGAGACCCAGGUCUCAGGAAAUCGGGGGUUGGGAAUGUCUUUAUCAAGAAUCUGGAUGACUCCAUUGACAACAAAGCCUUAUACGACACAUUCUCAGCCUUUGGGAAUAUCCUUUCUUGCAAGGUGGUUUGCGAUGAAAAUGGAUCCCGUGGUUACGGCUUUGUUCACUUUGAGACUCACGAGGCAGCAAAUCGGGCCAUUGAAACCAUGAAUGGGAUGCUGCUCAAUGACCGCAAGGUCUUUGUUGGUCACUUUAAGUCCCGCAAAGAGCGUGAGGCUGAAUUUGGGGCUAGAGCAAUGGAAUUCACCAAUGUCUAUAUCAAAAACUUUGGGGAUGACAUGGAUGAUGACAAGCUGCGGGAAAUAUUCUCCAGGUUUGGGAAGACGCUAAGUGUCAAAGUUAUGAUGGAUGAUUCUGGCCACUCGAAAGGCUUUGGGUUUGUCAAUUUUGAGAAGCACGAGGAAGCCCAGAAGGCUGUGGCAGACAUGAAUGGGAAGGAAAUCAAUGGCCGGAUGGUGUACGUUGGCCGAGCUCAGAAGAGGCUGGAGCGUCAGAGUGAACUGAAGCGUAAAUUUGAACAGAUCAAGCAGGAAAGAGCAAGCAGGUACCAGGGGGUAAACUUGUAUGUGAAGAACCUGGACGAUGGUAUCGAUGAUGAGCGGCUAAGGAAGGAGUUCUCUCCAUAUGGUACCAUUACUAGUGCCAAGGUGAUGACAGAAGGUGGACACAGCAAAGGGUUUGGCUUUGUAUGUUUUUCCUCCCCAGAAGAGGCUACCAAGGCCGUGACAGAAAUGAAUGGGCGGAUUGUCAGCACCAAGCCUUUGUAUGUUGCCCUUGCUCAAAGGAAGGAGGAAAGGAAAGCAAUUCUCACCAACCAGUAUAUGCAGAGGUUGUCUACCAUGAGGACCCUGCCUGGCCCUCUCCUUGGCUCCUUCCAGCCACCUACAGGGUACUUCCUGCCUCCCAUCCCACAGCCGCAAACCAGAGCUACUUUCUACAGUCCCAGCCCAGUUGCCUCAGUCCGUCCUGCUGCUCGCUGGAGUGCACAGCCCUCCAGGCCUCCCCCCUUCCCAUCAGCUACCCCGAUCCUGAGGACCACAGCUCCACCCAGGCGCCUGUUGUCCAACAUCAGCACCAUGAGGCAGGCCUCGACCCAAGUGCCCCGAGUGCCACCACAGACCCAGAGAGUGGUUAACAUAGGGACCCAGACAGUCAGCGCUCGAGCACUCCCUACAGCUUCCCUGCCCCGGAGCACUUCACAGUACAAGUACUCCUCCGCGGUGCGGAACGUCCAGCCAGUGGGAAGUGUGACGCCUAUGCCAGUACAGCAGGGUGGAGAACCUGCUGUUCAUGUCCAGGGGCAGGAGCCACUGACUGCAUCUAUGUUGGCUGCAGCCCCUCCUCAGGAGCAGAAGCAAAUGAUAGGUGAACGCCUCUACCCCCUCAUUCAUGCAAUGCAUGCCUCGCUUGCUGGGAAGAUCACAGGGAUGCUGCUAGAGAUUGAUAAUUCUGAGCUGCUGCUGCUGCUGGAAUCGCCAGAAUCCCUCCGCUCCAAGAUUGAGGAAGCAGUUGCAGUGCUCCAAGCACACCAAGCUACUGAGUCGACGCAUAAGAGUGGCACUGCCACGUUCCUUCAGUGAGAUGCAGAAGACUGAAAUAUGAAAGACACACUCUUCUCUGCUCUGAGCAACACUUGUCUCUGGGAAAAAAAACAGCAACCUUGUGUAUCACCAUGUCCAGCUGAAGCGUGUGUUCUACAUACAGUGACUCUGACUUGCAUUAAGGCCCAGUCCUGUUGCAUUACUUUUUCUUGGUGCAUUUAAAAACUUUGCAAAAUGAUUUUUUUUCCCCAGAAAUGAACUGCACUUGUGUAACAUUUGCCCAUGUGAGCUCUCUUCUUGCAACCCUAGCAGCUGGGAGCACGUUGUGAAAAUGCAACAUGGGGGAUAUGCAAUAGAAUGGAAGACUCUCCUCUUUAAUGGUGAGGAGAGAAACACAAUUGGUUCAGUUGUAGCAUUUCAGGAGGUGACAAGUACUGACAAUUCACCAUUUUUACUAAGUUCACUGGGUUCUGUAAUUUUAUUUGUUCUUGUAGUUGACAAGAUAAAGAGUUGCUUUUUCCACCCUCACCUUGUAUUAGUCAGUCUUUCUUUUAAAAAAAAUUUACUGCUUCAUCUGCAAAACUUGCUGUCUACGUAUCAGUCACAAAGAUUAUCCUUAUGCUGCAGAGGGUCAAGAAUGGAGUUGAAGGCCUGAGAACUAACUAGGGGACAGAAAAUAGAGUGAAUAGUCAAUGUACAGAGUUAGCAGGAGAUUGCCUUGAAGUUCUGUAAUGGCCCUCUUGUAUUUAUGUUAAAAGGAAACUUAAGAAAGUGGGGAGAGCAGCAAAGUAGCCAAUUCUGCAGAGGUGUUAAGCAAGAACUAAGAGGAGAAAGGAACUUCAGAGAGACCUAACUGAAGUAUGUGAAUGGGGCAACACAAUUUAUUUGUUGCCAUGGAUUUUCUGUUGGAAUGGAAAAUGUUAUCCCACUCUAUUUUACCAGGCAGUAAGCUAGCUAGGCCUGGUAAAGUUAGGCCAUAGACCUAUUGUUGCAGACAGCUCCAAUGAAGACCUCUACUUUAUGUGUAGAUGCAAUCAAACAAACAAACUCAUGCCAGGAAGCCUUUAGAAUGGAAUAUGCAUAGAUGGUAGCCUAUAAGGAAGGUUGCCCGACACAUCUAGGCCUUGUUUGGUUUCAGAAAGUUUUAGCCAUCAAUCAUUUGAAAUUCUAAAAUGUUUGGCAUCUGCCUCAAGCUGAAUUUUGCCUAUAGGAAAAAAUAUGACUGAUAUUUGUAAACUGAUAAAUAAGGGACUGCAUUAAGGUUGCCUAGGCCUCCUGAACUGUGGCAUUUCCUGAGUCUAACUGUAGCACUGAUGUUCCUUUAAUGUUCUUGACUUUGGCUAUAAGAGAUCACGGGUGCAGGCUCAGCUGGAGUAAUUUGCAGUACUUACAUAGUUAGAUAGUGCAGGGGAAUUUGGAGAAAGACCACUAUGAUGGGUGGAGCUGGAAAAAUUCUAUUAGGAGUGAAAAGAUUAGGAUUAAGAGAUGAACAUGGACUGAAGCCUGUAACAUGAAUUUGGGUGGGGGGCAGGAAAGUAGUGGCAGCUUCUUGAUCAUUUGCUUACUCUCUCCCCGCUCCUUUUUCCCCCCAAUCUCCUUCUAUCAUAGAGAAGUCUUUUAUAUAAAAAUAUCCUUGCUGAAAUAUGAGGUGGGCACUGGGCAGCAUGAUUAAGUGAUGCACAGUGAUGGUCCUAUAUUAAUAAAGCCACAGUUAAUGGCCACAUGCUGUAGAGUGCAGUGAUAGCAUUUUACUUUGCUGUCCUGAAAUACUCUUCCGCAUGGCUCAGCUGGAAACACUGACAUAAGUCCUCAGUGAAUGCUUCUGAGUAAUGGUGGCAGUGUGUGGGAGUGUUCGUUUGCUGACCUAAUUCUGCCUCCUGGGCCUCUUUUCCAAAGCUGUUCAGGUAGCUUGGCUCAAAUUUCUUCCUGCAGUAUGUAGUUAGGAAGGGGGGAGAACGUUACUAGCUUCAGCAUUUUAAUUCCUUGAGUCCCAGUGCUGUUUUGCUAUUGAGGAAGUCCAACAACCCAGUCUAAACUCUGCUCCCUAAGCACUAGCUGUUGGGCUUCAUGUGACAGCAGAGGAACCAUGGACUCUUAAUUCACUUUUUGUCUCUGGCUUUCAGCCCAAACAGGACCCAGCAGUGCAUAGAAACAAAACCAGAUUCUGAUGUUCUGCAGCAUGGUGAUACAGUGUCCAAUACUGUAGCUAUGCAGCCACAGCGCUCUCACCUUUUGGAGCUCUUCUUACAGACUGUAUUUAUGAUGACACCUGGCUCAUGGCUGCAGGGAACCUCAAAUGUAAGGUUGAGAAAUUAUUUUAAAAUAAGAAAGUACUGAAGCACUGUGAAAUGCACAGAUCUCUGCUUACAGCUCUGAUGAGAUAGCAGAAGCUGCUCUUUGUCAAGGCUGUGAUGUCUAUGCAAAUACUAUGCCAGCCUCACAAGAGCAUUUUCUAAUUCCUGAAUGUAGUCCAAGUAGUGAUAAACAGAACCCUGACCCUAUCCAAGAAGAAGUGAUAAUUCCACACUGACUCAGCAAAGGUUUAGGACUACAAAUGAAGAUAUUACAGCUACAGUUUACAUUACAUCUGUACAUUCUGUAUAUAUCCUGAUAUAAAUAAACCAAUUUCUGUUUAAUGCAUCUUGCACCUUUCUCUAGUUUGGUAAUCUUGGUACUAAACACUACAGAGCUGCAAAGCUUCACUUGUUAAUUAAUAUAACUGUCUUCAAUAGGCUGGGCAUGAGCUAGAACUUUGGCAGUAUUUUCACUGCUGUAUAAAGGAUGGAUUUCAGACUGUGGCUCUGUGUAAUCAGGCAAAUGAAUAAAAUAGUGCUUUUUAUGCCAAGAGUG